Messenger RNA from Mya arenaria, 4245 nucleotides. Its product is annotated as centrosomal protein of 72 kDa-like. The coding region runs from base 63 to 2066 and encodes 667 amino acids. The record is from RefSeq and is a predicted model, not a curated record. Gene Ontology annotation, molecular function: protein binding. The transcript is spliced from 13 exons. NCBI's taxonomy places the organism in Eukaryota, Metazoa, Mollusca, Bivalvia, Myida, Myidae.
ACUGGUUCCUGAUCCACUUGAAAUACUGCAGACGAGCCGGGUAUAAACAUUGUUUUGAAAACAUGGCGCUGACACUGACAGAAGAUUUGAUCAGAAAUCGAGUCGGUUUGGAACAUGAUAACCUAGAGGAUGUGAAAUCUCUGGCAUUACCGGGGACGUACCAUGAGAAAGUGGUCAGUCUGGGGACAUCACUGCGCAAGUUCAGUCGUCUCAAGCACAUUGACCUCUCCCGUAACAACGUCUCUGCCCUACAGGGACUCGAACAUCUCAAACUGCUGGAAAAACUGAACCUUUAUUACAACAACAUUGAGAGUCUGGAUGAGCUUAAGAGGUUGAAGCACAACCCAAACUUGAAGGAGCUUGACCUUAGGUUAAAUCCGGUGACCCGUACGGAGACCGACUAUAGGCUAUACCUAAUACACAUGCUGCCUAAUCUCCAGAAACUAGAUGACCGGAGUGUUCGUGACCGGGAGAGACAGGGUGCCCUGAUCCACUUCAGUAGCAGCCAGGCGACAGAGAUGACUGUUCACCCCCGAAGGGAGGAGCCCCCCUCUAGACCACCAAACCCUCGCGCUGAACAUGUGAAAAACUUGGGCAACGGCAGAGUGUUGGAUGAUGAUGAUGUAGAGAUACUGGACCUGAUAGCCCGUACGGGCGGAGACCUGAGCCGCCCACGACCCCUGACAGGCUCCGACACUAACCAACCCGAUAUGGAGGACUACUCUCUACAUGGAUUGAAGAAGCUUGCUCGGCAGCCAGAGGAUGGGCCAGAGAGAAAGUCAGCUCCGAAGCCAGGACCAUCUCCAUCGGUCAAUGACGAAGUGGAUGAGGUUCUAGCAGCAUACAAGAGGAAGUACCCGAACAUUCCGGAUGUGAAGGUUACUGAUGAAGAUGAGAGGCCCCGACAGUCCCGACGACAGGACCCAAACCUUGAGUUUGCUGAUGAAGCAGAUGCUUACAACAAGUUUAAGAGCCAUGGCUACUUCACACCUAACCCAACUGGUGAGGGUGAGGACUCUGUGUCUAACCUAGCCGAGGCAGAGCGGGAGGGGGUGUACCCUGCCCCACCAACCCGGGUCCAACUGGAGCGUACUGUGGGGCCUGCGUACCCCGAGGAGGACCUGGACACAAACCCUGCCCCCAACAGGAGGUCAUACAGUGUACCACCAGAGAGGCUGAAUUAUGGAGAUGACAGUGAGGGACCUGUGGUUGAGCGAACACGAGACCUGUCCAGUGAGAGACCCAAGGCCCGGACUGCUGAGGAUGCAGCCCCAACCCGGGGACGCCAGCCCGGCCGUGUGGAGAACCCAGAAUCACGUCUCUUCCUCUUCCAAAUACUAGACCUUGUUGACCGAUACUGGAAUGGAUCUAAGUCUCUCCAUAAAAACAACAAGUUUAAAACCCUGGCAUAUGGAGCAAUAGAUGACUACCUGAAGACCCUGGUGGACGACUCAAAGCGUGUCGAGAUCCAGCAGCUGCGGGCUGAGCUGGGUCAGAUACGGAAGGAGAAUGGGCGACUACGGCGGAACGAGGACCUCACAAAAUCAAGUCUAGAGGACACCGCUGCCACCGAAGCUCACCUGAAGGCUUCUCUACAGAAGGCCUUUACUGAUGUGGAGAUGUUGAAGGACAAGCUGCAGACAUGUGCCAUGGAUAACAAGAGGCUCCAGCAGAAACUGCAGCAGCACGAGUCCUUCAGUAACUCACAGUCUGUCUCCCAGCCUCACCUUGAUAAUUUACAGGCACAGAAUGAGCAGUUGAAGCGCGAGAUUGAGAGGCAGGCCAUUCAGCUGAAGCAACUGAAGCAGCUUCAAGAGCUCUCCCACAUGCUUCAGGAGUCCCACAAAUCCCUGGUGCAGACCAAUGACCACCUGUUGAAGGACUUAGAUGAGACCCGGGAGCGACACCAACACGAGGUCACCCAGCUCAACUGGAGCUAUAACCAGCUGAAGAAGACCGUAGGAGGAGCCAGUCUUCAUGAGGGGUCCAGCCAGCCCCCACGUGGUGGCGUGGCAAACAAGGGGGAGGGGAACGCCUCCGUUGUCAUGUAUGACAGUGAUAUUUAGUGGGGUCGGUCAGGUGUUGGUUGUAAUGUGUGGGGAAGGGAGGACAUGAGGAAAUAUGGUGGUAUUAAGCUUUAAGUUUUGUCUCAAAUACAAGUUUUAAACUUUUGUGUACUCAGAAAAGUAAUAUCUUGAAAAUUGCCUAAUAAUUGCAUUUAUUACAUAUCAUGACUUAAGUAUAUAAUUGUCUGAUUUUGUGAAGUUAAGUGUCUGACCCAAAGGGCUGUUGUUUGAUGGUUUUGGGAACAAAGAAAAAUGCGUUUGUGAUACAAUUUUUGAAAACUUCAGAUAUGAUUUCUAUUGUGUUUGUGGCUGUUUUUUUACUGGUGCUGGUCAAAAGAUGGGUAUAACUAACAACCAUGAUAUUAAUGUCAGUAAUCAUUAAAACCAUGUUUUAAACUGUUUGUUUACUAAUCAAAGCUGUGUCUGUGAUUUAGUUCAUUGUAUUCACAUAAUAUGCAGAGAUUCAUUAUUUCUCUGUCAAGAUGACUUCUAUAUUAUUUAGUCAAAACAAAUGUGCUUAUUUAAGAAGGUAUUGGAUGGCCUGGCAUCCUUUCUCAGUGUCUUUAUUUUGUGAUCUGAAGACUUGUACGUACCCAAGUUAUAAACAUAACAUUCUUAGGCCAUCCUUAAAAUGUAAUUGUUUGUUUUCAAUGGUAGGUUCUUAUAACCUCGGGGGUAAGCAAAAGUAUAUUGUUCUCUUGUUUGUAAACAUCAAGUCAUCACUCUGUAAUAUAAUUCCCAAACUACUGACCCACUGAAAAGGUCAAGGUCUAGCCACUGCAAACCAAACACUUUUAAGGCUGGCCUGAGGAUUUGUGAUUUUCUUGUCUCAGAAUAAUAAAGUUACGAUUGUAAACAAUUGUGUGGGUAUUAUUUGUGAAUGGAGGCUUACUGUAGUAGUUUUCUUCAGUAAUAAAAUGUAUCUAAUUAUUGUCAACAAAUUAAAUGUUGAAUAUUUAUUUGAUGCCAUAUUUAUCAGUAUUCACCCUUUUGUGGAUUCCUUCACCUAGGUAACAAUUCCCUAAAUAUACGUUUGAAAAACUCCACAAUAUACUGUUUGAAAUCGAUAGUUCACCAUAUACUCGUAUAUAAAUAUACAUGUAAUCAUGCAUGCCUGUAGCAUUAAUGCAUUUAUGUAUACAGAUUGAAGUGCAAUUUCAUUUACUAAUACAUUCAUAUUGUAUGAAAAUCUAAAUUCAUAUUUUCACAGAAUACACAUACAUGUUCUUUUAUCCUAUAACUAGUUUGCAUCAUGUUAUUUUUCAUGUUAUGUAUGAUUCACUUUAUCACUGACAUAUAAACCAUGGAUUGGAAAUGCCUGAUAUUAUGCGGUGAAACAAUAUGAAGAAAUCAUUUCCCCACACUACUUCGGGCACGGUCAGCAAGUAUCGGGGGAAACUCCGCCAGUCCUUCAAUUAGAGACAAUUGGUGAUCACUGUCAGUUCUUUUGAUAAUUGGCAUGGACAAGUAAACUAUUUCUAUGUCAGUGUAAUAAGCAAUUAUAAAGUUUGUAUUUUUAAUGUUAUGGACUUAUUUAAAUGGAUAUAAAUUAGGAAUUAAGUAAUGUUUGAAUAGGUCAGAUAAUUGAUCACAGAACUUACAUUAUUCUAUGUAAAGUCCUGGCUGAUAAAGAUGAAACUGUCUGAAGAAUUAAUUAACCCACAAUCCUUAGCCGGCACUCUUCAAGUAUUCCAAAUAAUCUAAACACAGAAGAAAGUUUCUAAUCCAUGGUUCAUAUGUGUUUUUAGCACUGUUUUUACUAGUAAAUGUUCGUUAUAAUGAACAACAGAAUUUAUUUCUGUACAAAUUCUACAGGCAGAUAGGGAAAAAAAAUGUUUUUUUGUCCAUUAGGAAAUAAUUCUACAUUACUAUGAUGUAUAUUUGUUGGCAGCUACAUAAAUAAUUUAAUUCUUGUACACAUAUUUUUGUACCAUGAUAAGGAUUUUUUACUUAGUAAAAAAACAAAUGAAGCCCCCAUGUAGCUGCAAUAUGAAUAUAAAAACAAGGUUUUUGCAUACAAGAAUUAAAUUUCAGUUGAUGCUCAUAGUUUGUCAUGUGAGCUAACAGAAACAUUUUAUAAUUCAAGACAUGAUGUAUUUUUGUUGUUGUUUAUUUAUAUAAAUAUUUAUAUGUAUAUAUUAUGUGUAUUAAUCAGUAUUCCGUCCAAUAUGUUUGAAAA